Vespula pensylvanica (western yellowjacket) is the source of this 3006-nucleotide messenger RNA. RefSeq names its product myeloid differentiation primary response protein MyD88 (gene Myd88). The transcript has 6 exons. Gene Ontology annotation, biological process: positive regulation of canonical NF-kappaB signal transduction; Toll signaling pathway; MyD88-dependent toll-like receptor signaling pathway. The record is from RefSeq and is a predicted model, not a curated record. The coding region runs from base 410 to 1720 and encodes 436 amino acids. Gene Ontology annotation, cellular component: plasma membrane. NCBI's taxonomy places the organism in Eukaryota, Metazoa, Arthropoda, Insecta, Hymenoptera, Vespidae. Gene Ontology annotation, molecular function: TIR domain binding; Toll-like receptor binding.
UAUAUGCAGUCCAUAAGGUUCGAUUGAAUCGCGUGUGAAUAACGCAGAAUUUAUUGUACGUGUAUACGCUUAUUUCCGGUUAUAUUUUAUCCUUCUUUCUUUUUUUAUUUUUAUAUCAAUUAUUGGUUAAAUUCAAUGUUAUUAGAUUGUGAGAGGAAACGGGAAAAAUCGGACGAUAAUAUGAGUGAAAAGUAAUGUAGUUGUGAGGUUAAGUUAGAUUAGAAAUGCAUUGACGUAUUAUGAGACAUAACUUGUGUCACGUGACACGAGAAGCGAAGUGCAUGUGCAAAGUCGUAUUGGAAUAUAAAGUCGAAUAUAGUUAUCCGAAUUUAAUAACGUGAUAUAUAUUGUUGUUUUUUUUUUUUUUUAAUAAUUUUUACAAGUGAACGAAAACUUAAUCAUUACAACGAUGGAUUUAUCAACAAUACCAUUAACGGCUCUAUCGAUAAGAACUAGGAAUACUAUUUCUAACCUAUUGAAUCCUACAAAAUUUCUUCCAUGCGAUAAUGGUUUACCUAGAGAUUGGAGAGGUCUAGCACAUUUAGCAAAUAUAGAAGGCGAGCUUCUACCUUUGGUAUCGUCCCAUUCUGAUCCAACUAUGUUUAUUCUAAACACUGUUAUACAGAAAAAAAGUAAAGAUGAUAUUGCAAACUUGUUAAAUAUGCUAUCUAUAUUGGAAAGGUGGGAUAUUAUCGAUGAUACUCAGCAAUUUAUCGAAGAGGAUACUGAAAAAUAUUUAAAAUGUCUGGAAAAUUCUCAAACGACAGUUGAAACGAUCGAGGAAAGUGUUGAUGCUAAAGUAUUAACUGUAGAUGAUCUUUAUAGAAUUAGACAAGGUUUAGAAAAUCAAAGAUAUGAUGCUUUUGUUUUGUAUGCAAAUGAAGAUGUUGAUUUUGCAAAUGAAAUGAUAGAUAAGCUUGAAAAAUUUAAUAUAAAACUUUGUAUAAAGGAUCGAGAUCUAAUAGGAGGUAUUAAUUUCGAACACGAGGCUGUGAUGACUCUAAUAUCGGAGCGCUGUAAUAGAAUGAUCAUAAUAGUAUCUCCUAAUUUUCUCAAGAGUUCUGCAAACGAAUUUUUUUUGAAUUAUGCUCAAGCCGUAAGCAUUGAUAAGCGUCAGAGGAAAAUCAUACCAUGUUUAUACAAAAAGUGUGCAUUACCGCUUCAACUUAGUUAUAUGUUUAUUCUUGAUUAUACUCGAGUCGGUUUAUAUGAUUUUUGGGGACGAUUAAGAGAUUCCAUCCAGGUUUCAAAUACAUUACAAAAUGGAAAUAUAAAGGAGCAACAUCUAAAAGAUAUUCAGAAUAAUACGUUAGCAGAAAAUAAGAUUCAGUAUUCUACAAAUCUAGAUAGAUACAAAUCAGAUAUUGAAACUGUCCCAUCUGAAAAAUUGCAAGGGAGUGUACAAAAUAUACCAAAUUUAACCUCUGUUACGCAAAUAAAAUUAUCAAAGAGUAUAGAAAAUUUUAAUGUUUCCAAUCUGGAAAAGGAAAGACAUAUUGGUUUAUUACAAUGGACAAGGAAAAAAUUAAAAUUAAAACAAGAAACUAAAGAACAAAGCCAUGAAACUAUUCCUUAUUUGCCAUCUCUCGAUAAUUUAAGUACAUUAGGUAUUACAAUAGAUUCAACAGAUAUAAGCCAAAAUAAAUCUAAAGAAGAUAAGUCCAAGGAGAAGAAAUUUAAAAAAAUCAAGACGUUCAGGAAGAUGCUGCUAAAGUCAUGAGAGAUAAAAUAUCUUUCAAUAAUUAUGUAAAAAUUCGUUUAUAUAAUGUACAUAUGUAAAUAUGCAAAUUUGUAACUAUAUGUAUAUACAUAUAUAUAUAUAUAUACAUUUAUACAUAUAUGUGUUGUGUGUGUGUAUGUGUAUACAGAAUGUUUCACUUAACUUUGAUACUUCGAGUAUCUACGCUGCUUUUGACGAUAGAAUACAAUGUAAAUAGAAGUAUUUUUCUAUGAUAUUUAUAUUUCAAUUUGAUACCUCAUAUCAGAAAAUUCAUAACUUUAUAUUCAUAGUAAAUUAAUAUUUAUUAUUUAUAACUCUACUCUUAAUAAUCUAAAAAUUACAAACUACAAAAUAUAUAUUUUUGAUAUAAUUAAUAUCAUACAGUAUAAAUGGGACUAUGAAGUGAAUGAAAAAAAUAUAUGUGAAAGAUUAUAUGUCUCUCUUUCUUUUUCUCUUGUAAGAGAAGACAUGUAGUAGGAUAGUAUUCGUUUGUAAGAUAGAUCUAAGAAUAGGAAAUGUAGAUAAGUUAAAAUUAAAGGUAAAAAAAAAUAUAUAGAUGGAAGUCUUGCAAACUCUAAGGGAAGGAAUAAAAAAUUCGUUUAUCUGUAUAUCUAUCUAUCUAUCUAUUUAUAAUCAAUAUUAGAUUAUAAUUAAACAAAACAUUUCGAUCAAAUUUAUUGGAGAAACCAUUGAGAGAGAUGUAUAUUAAGAUAAAAGUCAUUUAACUUGACAAAACUUUGGUAAAUGUAUACCAAAACUUAAUGAAUAAUAUAUAUUUUUUAAUUACAUUGCCUGUAAAGUAUAAAACAUAUAUAUAUAUAUAUAUAUAUAUAUAUAUAUAUAUAUAUAUAUAUAUAAAGAAAGAAUAGAAAGAAAAAGAAAAAAAAUACAUGUCAAAUAAUAAUAAAAAUCUCAUAACUACCGUUAAAUUUGUCACCUUUAUUUUCAGAGUUAGCUGCAUUUAAAACAACCUUUAUAUUUAUAAUAUUGCUCUCGUUAUAGGAGUACGGUUGAUAAUCAAAAAAGAUAUAACUGUCUAUAGAAAAUAGUAUUACAAAUUAAAAUAUUAUCUAAUUACAUUUUUAAGUGUUUUAUAAUACAAUUCAUUAAUGAAAUAUAAAAGGCACCUGAAUUAAGCAGACCAACAUUUUUGUUUCUUCAAAAUAAGAAAGAUAAAAAUCGUUUAUGUGGUCGCUCUGAUUUCUACGAAGACACAUUAAUCUUAGGCACAACAUUAUACUUUCAUGCUGUCUGUCAUUAUACACAAAGUUUUAUUAUCUCUUCAA